Messenger RNA from Galleria mellonella (greater wax moth), 2558 nucleotides. It is a transcript of the gene sip1, whose product is annotated as septin-interacting protein 1. Bases 202 to 2538 code for a protein of 778 amino acids. Gene Ontology annotation, molecular function: nucleic acid binding. Lineage: Eukaryota; Metazoa; Arthropoda; Insecta; Lepidoptera; Pyralidae. The transcript has 12 exons. Gene Ontology annotation, cellular component: U2-type post-mRNA release spliceosomal complex. Gene Ontology annotation, biological process: spliceosomal complex disassembly. The record is from RefSeq and is a predicted model, not a curated record.
UAUUUUUAUUGAAUUUUUUUAUAAAAUAUUCUUAAAAGGACUAAAACGAAAUACGUUUUAAAAAUAAUUUAGUGUAAUAAAAAAGGGUAUUUAAAUGCUCGAUGAAAUGUAAUGUUCGUGGCUUAUAAUUAAUUAAUUAAUUCUAUAUUUGUGAUUUACUUGUUAUUGCAUUUGUUUUGUUUAUUAAAAAGAGGUUUCAUAAUGUCAGACGAUGAAGUAAUACGAUUUGAAAUCACCGAUUAUGAUUUGGACAACGAAUUUAAUCCAGGGAGAGGCCGCAGAGCAAAAAAGGAGCAACAGAUAUAUGGUGUAUGGGCCAAAGACAGUGAUGAAGAUGACAAUGAAGAUAAUAUCAGACAAAGAGUCAGGAAACCAAAAGACUUCUCGGCACCCAUUGGGUUUGUCGCUGGCGGUGUGCAGCAAGCUGGCAAAAAGAAAGAGGAGACAAAAGAAUUACAGUCAUCAGAGGCAUCUACGUCUCGUCCAGCACUUGCAGCGGACAGUUCAGAUGAAGAAAAUGAAGUAGCUAUGCCUGAUGAGAGUGAGACCGCCGGCAUCAGGCGACAGGGGCAGGGCAUGCGGCCUCCUAACCUAGGUGGUAACGUUGGGGCUUGGGAAAGACAUACUAAGGGUAUUGGAGCAAAGUUACUCUUACAGAUGGGUUAUCAACCUGGAAAAGGUUUGGGUAAAGAUCUUCAAGGAAUAUCAGCUCCUGUUGAAGCCACUGUGAGGAAAGGACGUGGUGCAAUAGGAGCCUAUGGUCCUGAGAAGGCUGCGCAAAAGGCCAAGAAAGAAGAAGAACGUCGUCUAAAAGAGAAGGAAGAGCAAGAGAAGGGUCCGACGGAGAAAUCUUACAAGUGGAAGAAGUCGCACAAGGGACGUUAUUUCUACAGAGAUGCAGCUGACGUCAUACAAGAGGGUAAACCUACGAUGCAUACUAUUACAAGCAGCGAGCUGGCCCGCGUGCCCGUGAUCGACAUGACGGGCAAGGAGAGGCGCGUGCUGAGCGGCUACCACGCGCUGCGCGCCGCCGCGCCGCGCUACGAGCACGAGCCGCGCCGCGCCUGCCGCCACUUCGCCGCGCCGCACCUCGCGCACAACCUCGACCUCAUGCUCGACGCCUGCGAGCAGGAUAUCAUUCAAAACGCCAGAGAACUCCAAUCUGCAGAAGAUGAGAUAGUCGUGCUAGAAAGAGAUUUAGAAGAGUGCAAUGUUAAAUUGAAGGAGCACGAUCAGGUUAUAGAUAAGGUACAGGCGAUACUGCGGAAGGUUGAGGAGCUGAACAGUCCGGAGGUUUCAUUAGAAAAAGCUUAUGAAGUUCUAUCCGAUUUGAAGGAGACCUACCCCAUGGAAUAUGAAGUUUUUGGACUUGGGUCUAUUGGAGGCAACAUAGUGAGUCCACUAGUCAGUGCUUUGUUAGCUACAUGGGACCCGUUGCAGGCACCUGAGGAACCGAUCGCCACAUUCCUCAAAUGGAAGGAAUUGCUCACAGAAGAAGCAUAUAACAGCUUGCUAUGUCAACAUUAUUUGACGCAUCUUACAACAGCAGUCGAAUCUUGGAACCCUCGCGUUCCUGGUCCUCUGGUGGCGGCCCUGGAGAGCUGGGCGGAAGCUGGCGCUAGUCCUGCAUGGCUGGGCGCGGGCUGGGCGGCGAGGUGCGUGGUGCCGCGCUUGUUGACUGCUGUGCAAGCCUGGGACCCCACCGGUGACACACAGCCCGUUCACCACUGGGUCGGGCCCUGGCACCAGCUCGCAGGGUCGGCGCUGGCGCGCGGCGUGUACCCCGAGAUCCGCGCGCGGCUGGCGGCGGCGCUGGCGGGCUGGCACCCGGCCGACGGCUCGGCGCGCGGGCUGCUGGCCGCCUGGCGCCGCGCCUGGGGGCCCGCGCUCACAGCCAUGCUGCACCAGCACAUCGUGCCCAAGCUCGAGCACUGCCUGCAGCACGCGCCGCUCGAGCUCGUCGGCCGCGAGAACACGGCGUGGCUGUGGUGCGUGGAGUGGCUGGAACUGCUGGGUGCACCCACCGUGGCGGCGCUGGCCGGCCGCGCGCUGCUGCCGCGCUGGCUGGCCGCGCUCGCCGCCUGGCUCAACACCAACCCGCCGCACGCCACCGUGCUCACCUCCUACACCGACUUCAAGAAAUUGUUUCCUGAAGAAGUGCUUAAGGAACCUGUGGUCCGCGACGCGUUUCGGAAAGCCCUCGACAUGCUGAACCGAAGCACCGACAUCGACGCAGUAGAGCCUCCCCCUCCGCCGCGCUUUACCUUCACCGACACCAAGGAAACAUCCAGAAUAUCCGAAGUUCUGGCUUCGACGAACCAACAGAAGAGUUUCUCGGAGCUUCUAGAAUCUAGAUGUAUAGAGAAGGGCAUCACCUUUGUUCCGAUAGCGGGCAAGACGAGGGAAGGACGCCCGUUGUAUAAAAUAGGCGAGAUGCAAUGCUAUGUUAUUCGGAAUGUGAUCAUGUAUUCAGAUGACAACGGACGGACAUUCAGUCCGAUUAGUAUGGACAAGUUGUUGAACAUGGUUGAGGAUUGAAAUAAAUAAUUAUUGAAGUG